This is a messenger RNA of Rhodamnia argentea, 2399 nucleotides long. Its product is annotated as auxin transporter-like protein 4. Lineage: Eukaryota; Viridiplantae; Streptophyta; Magnoliopsida; Myrtales; Myrtaceae. Bases 621 to 2099 code for a protein of 492 amino acids. The record is from RefSeq and is a predicted model, not a curated record. The transcript is spliced from 9 exons. Gene Ontology annotation, cellular component: plasma membrane.
CGAGGAGAAGAAAUACAAGGAGUCAGGGAAGUAUAUAGUAUUGAUUUCAUUUUGUUGUUUUGCUAUAAAUAUAAAGCACGUUCCCAUCGGAGAGCCGAAACUGGAAAAAAGGUGCUCUCAUUUGCUUUUCUUCUCCAGCGCACCAGCCAGCCUCCCUCCCCCCACCCCCCGUCCCUAACGCUGCCAGGUCGUACUUACUGUCACUGCUCAGCUCGCUCCCCGGUCGCUCCCUCCACUUUUUCGCUUUUCAGGAUCGCCGCUCUUCGGCGGCCGCUUUUCGCCGUUGCAGAUUGGUGGCUCAUUUAUUUCUUCUAGGCCGUGGGGGAAGAAACUUGCAGCAGUCAUUUCCAGCAUUCAAGUCUCACUCUCUCUCUCUGUCUCUCGCUCUCUCGCUUCGCUCGUGACCGCAGAGACUUAGAAAUCCGCGAGACCCCACGAACGGCGGACUCGCUCGCGUCCAAGAGAGGCUUCUUCAAAAGCGACGGGGUCUGAGUUGAUUCUGUGCGGUUUCUCCCCCCGUCUUCGACCCGACCCAAAGAGACCUGUCGGGAGAAACCCAGAGGAUCCAAGCGCAAACUUUUCAGAGAGAGGGGGCUAACGGAAAAGCGAAGACAGGCACAAUGUUGGGUCAGAAGCAAGCAGAAGAAGCCAUCGUGGCCUCCAACCUGAGCGAGUCGGCGGAGCACGACGCCGUCAAGCUGGAAGAAGACGGCGGUACCGAGAAGCAGCCGGACGAGCACUCCCCCGGCUCCUCCAUCUUCAACGUCAAGAGCUUCCUCUGGCACGGCGGAUCCGCCUGGGACGCCUGGUUCAGCUGCGCCUCCAAUCAAGUGGCGCAAGUGCUGCUGACGCUGCCGUACUCGUUCUCGCAGCUGGGGAUUCUGUCGGGGAUACUGUUCCAGAUAUUCUACGGGCUCGUCGGAAGCUGGACGGCCUACCUCAUCAGCGUCCUCUACAUCGAGUACCGAACCCGCAAGGAGAAAGAGAAUGUCAGCUUCAAGAACCACGUCAUUCAGUGGUUCGAAGUGCUGGAUGGAUUACUGGGUCCUUACUGGAAAGCGGUGGGACUCGCCUUCAACUGUACUUUCCUCCUGUUCGGUUCCGUUAUUCAGCUCAUCGCCUGCGCCAGCAACAUCUACUACAUCAACGACCAUCUGGACAAGAGGACGUGGACCUACAUAUUCGGCGCCUGCUGCGCCACCACCGUCUUCAUCCCCUCCUUCCACAACUACCGGAUUUGGUCGUUCCUCGGCCUCGGCAUGACCACCUACACCGCCUGGUACCUCACCAUCGCCGCCAUCGUCCACGGCCAGGUGGAGGGGGUGAUGCACACGGCGCCGGCGAAGCUGGUGCUCUACUUCACCGGAGCCACCAACAUACUCUACACCUUCGGCGGACAUGCUGUCACUGUGGAGAUCAUGCAUGCAAUGUGGAAGCCCCAGAAAUUUAAGUACAUAUAUCUGAUCGCCACCCUCUACGUCUUCACGCUGACCAUUCCGUCGGCCACCGCCGUCUACUGGGCCUUCGGCGACCAGCUCCUCAACCACUCCAACGCCUUCUCUCUCCUCCCAAAGACCGGCUUCCGCGACACUGCCGUUAUCCUGAUGCUCAUUCAUCAGUUCAUCACGUUCGGGUUCGCUUGCACGCCGCUCUACUUCGUGUGGGAGAAAGUGAUCGGGAUGCACGACACGAAGAGCAUGUGCCUGAGGGCGCUCGCCCGGCUGCCAGUGGUCAUACCCAUCUGGUUCCUGGCCAUCAUCUUCCCCUUCUUCGGACCCAUCAACUCCGCCGUCGGCGCCCUCUUGGUCAGCUUCACCGUCUACAUCAUCCCCUCCCUCGCCCACAUGCUCACCUACCGGACGGCCUCCGCUCGCCAGAAUGCGGUGGAGAAGCCGCCCUUCUUCCUGCCGAGCUGGACCGGGAUGUACGUGUUCAACGCGUUUGUUGUCGGGUGGGUCCUGGUCGUGGGGUUCGGGUUCGGCGGGUGGGCCAGCAUGAGCAACUUCGUCAAGCAGGUCGACACGUUCGGGCUCUUCGCCAAGUGCUACCAGUGCAAGCCUCCCACGCCCCCGGCGGGGGCGGCAACCCACCAUCGCUGAGCCCCGUCUCGCCCUGGCCGGGCUAAUGGCUUCGAUUUCCUCUUCAUGUCUCUGCAGGACCCGUAGUUUGUAACAUACAUGGGGAGGUAGCAAUGCUUCCUUCCGUAUUGUGCGUGUGAUUGAGUAGUCUGCUUUUUUAUUUUUAUUUUUCUCUCUUUUUUAUUGGUGUUUCCAUUUAUAUUUUAUUUGUUAAUUUAGGUGGUAAUUUAUAGAUUAUAUAUAUAGAGAGAGAGUGUGUGUUGAAUGAUGAAGAUUACUUUUGGUAUUAAUUAAGUAAAGAAUAGAUAAUUAGUCUUCAAA